Messenger RNA from Haliotis rufescens (red abalone), 1819 nucleotides. Its product is annotated as exonuclease V-like. The record is from RefSeq and is a predicted model, not a curated record. The coding region runs from base 126 to 1394 and encodes 422 amino acids. Gene Ontology annotation, cellular component: nucleus. Gene Ontology annotation, biological process: interstrand cross-link repair. NCBI's taxonomy places the organism in Eukaryota, Metazoa, Mollusca, Gastropoda, Lepetellida, Haliotidae. Gene Ontology annotation, molecular function: single-stranded DNA 5'-3' DNA exonuclease activity. The transcript has 3 exons.
GAACUGUUAGAGUGGUGCGAUUUAUUAUGAACGUAACCGUAAAUAACACACCUAUGAGUACAAAUGGCAUAUGAGUGGUACAGAAUACACCAAGAGAUGGAAAGGAAAACAAGUAUAUUUCUCAGAUGAAAUUCAUGAUAUGCGUAGUGGUAAACUGUAUCCAAGGGCGUACUAUUUUCAAAAUGGAAGCCGGCGCGGGAGAUUCGGAAAGUGCACCCGCAGAACCGGCGGAAAACAUUUAUGAUUCACAAGAUCUAUGGAGUGAUGAAGAUGACGCCCUACUUGUGGCAUCUUCUGACACUCAUGCUUGUGAAGAAAUCCUUUCCAAAGCAUCAAAAGCUGCUGAGAUCACUAAAGUACCUGACAGUGAACAUGAUGAUCCUCAGACAAGCAGCAGAGACUCUGGAUGCACAGUUCAAGUGAAGAGACUACCUUGGGCUGAACGCAAUCCACUCCAGAAGUUCCGACCAGGCUACUUGUGGGUGUCAGACCUGACAAGACAGCACUGGUGUGAGCAGAUGAUGCUGUAUACCUUCACUGUCCCCACAAUACCUGUAGAGAGCCCUGUCAUGACUGCUGGUAGUAAUCUUCAUCUGGCCAGAGAACUUGCUGUCCAUAGUGUUGUCCAGGUUAAGGUGACCUCUAGCGAGGACAUCUGGGCUACUAAGGUCAUCAACCUAUUCAUGACAAUUCAAGGUUUUCUCAAUGGGAUUAAUGUAGCCCGAGAAAUUCCAAUUUUCGGUGCUCCAUUUGACAAGGAUGUGUUCAUCGUUGGACUCAUAGAUGAACUGAGAUUUGACCCAGAUUCAUACACCAUUGAUCUCCUUGAACUCAAGACGAGGAGUGUGAGGUCAUGUCCUAAGAUAGCCCAACAGAAUCAGAACAAGCUGCAAGUUAUGCUGUACAAGAAACUGUUUGAUGAUUUAGUCAAAGGCAGAGUUUCAAAAGAAACUGUUGCCAAACAUUUAAGAUUAGACCUUGAGAAACCUUUUGGGGAAGACAUCAUGGGUCAUCUUGAUUCCAAAUUUUUAACCGCUAAAAAUUUAAAUGAACUUUUGGAUUUUGUUUUCAUACGAAUUCAGUCAUUAACAUGUAUUAGCCAAUUAAGUAUCGAGUAUGUGCUCCAAGACACUAAUGAAAGCUUGUCUCAGAAUCCAGUAGAGUAUGAUGACAAUGAGCUGAAAGCAACAUUUGAACAUUUGUUGCAAUUCUGGCAAGGACAACGGGAGGUUGAAGGUGUCGAGAUUGAGGAUUCGUGGAAGUGUCAGCGAUGUGACUUUGCUGAUGUGUGUGAGUGGAGGGAGCGGAAAGCCCAGGAACAUUCACACAAGAACACAGCUAAGGCAAAACUUAGGAAAAAAAUGCAAGUGUCAGUAGAAAAUAAUCUUUUAUAGUCACUUUCUACUUCCAAGUGGAGAACUGGUAGCCCAGUAGUCGAAAUUGUCUCCCUUACAUAAGCCAGGAUCCACAGGUCCUAGGUUAUGAUAUUUUGUUUGCCAGCACCAUACAGAGCUACAGAUAAGCUGCUUAUUUGCGUAAAAUACUCCCCAAAAAUAUUCAAAACCCAAUUACUUUCAAUCAUCUUGCGUAUAAAAACGUGUGCAUUAAAUGAAAAACUCCAACAUGUAAAAACAGCAAGCAUAAAUACCCAAUGAAGCUUUUGUAUCAUGCAUACAAUGGAUCAAAUUUCCGAAAAACAAUUAUGAGCUAAUUUACUUUCUGAGUCAAGCCUAUAUAUUUAGAACAGUUACAUACAUCUAAAACAUUAUUAUUAUUUUUAAAAUCUUAAAAUGUUCACUAAUUUGGGGAAAAACCCAAU